UGGAGUCUCUAUACGGAAAAGUAAAAGAUGGCAUGCAUUUUAAACAUGGCGGAUGGGGACUUUAUGAUGUUUUCAUUUGAUAGAUAAAAAGCGACAUUACCACGUACCUUUAAUGGAUUCUCUUUUGUUGUAUAAAGAAAUUUCAAUGUCACGUUAAACAUGACUAUGAGAAGAAAAUCUCCCAGUGUCUCAUCAGAUAGAUGGUCUAAAAAUUCAAGUGAUAGUGAGGCAUCCUUGUUUUUAGGUCAAGGCGAACUUCGCUUUGAUAAUACACAUGCUGCCGAUGUAAAAGAACUGCUUGAAAACCUUGCACAAAUAACAGGUGGCCGAGACAAACAAGGUUUUCUAUUAGUAACAAUAUUAAAAGAUGCAACUUAUGAAGACACAAGCAUUGAUGAUAUAAAGAAAGUUCUGUUGUACCUAACAUCAACAAGAAGUGCUGAAGAUAAAGACAAUGGUUUUAGUUUUCUGGUUUUCCUGAAGCCUAAACCACCGUAUGGUACCAUUAAACCUUUGAUAAAAGUUUUACAGGAUUUUUUUCCAUACAAAGUGCAACAAAUAUAUGCAAUCAAACCUGAAGGUUAUCGUGAGAGACUGUUGUCAACAUCAUCACUUAACAGCACAAAAUAUAAAUUUGAGGUAAAUAUUGUUACACGUGAAAACCUGGUCAAGUAUAUUACAUUGGAUGAAUUAUCAACAGAAUUUGGUGGCAAUAGGAGUUAUAUCCAUUCACACUGGUUCACAAUGAGAUUGGCAUUCGAAAAAUUUCUAUUUGAAUCCAUGGCAUUGUCAUCUAAGCUGGACGAUAUUAAACGCAGCUUGCUUCAAGACGACUUUGCAGUGACUGUUGAUGGUGUACGAGAACAACUUCAUCAUCACCAACACGUUCGCAAGUGGAUAGUUAAAGCUCCAAUUGAGAUUCUAGCAGAAGAAGCUAACAGAGUUGUGAAUAUAAUAAAGAGCUCAUGUGAAUGUCCAACUGAAGAGGAAUUAAAAGAUGAAUAUAAAAAUUCUAUGCAUCAGGUGCGUAGCAUGAUUGGUACAUUAACAGAUCAGCGAACGUUCUUAAAGGAGCUAUGGAUUAGCCGAAAAGGCCAACUUGAGCAAAGAUUUCAAUUUAAUGUAUUUAAGCAAGAUGCUGAAAAAAUGCUGACAUGGAUUCACGAAAACCGCAAUGAAUUUCUUUAUAACUUUACUGAGAUUGGAGAGGACUUAGAGAUGGCUGAAGAGCUGCGUGAAGAGCACAAGCAAUUUGAAGAAAACUGUGGUGAUGUACAAGUCAACAUUGACCAUAUUUUACAAGUUGCAAAUCGAUUGCAAGAAAUGCAAUUUUUUGAUGUGGAAUUAAUUGAUCGUUUAUCAGCAAAACUGGAAAACGAGUGGAAGAAACUUUACACUGCUGUUGAACAGCGAAGUGCAAUGCUUGAAGCAUCUGUUUCUUUUCAUCGAAGUAGUAAACAGUUUUUGGGUCAGAGUAAGAUCUGGGUGGAUGAGUUAAAGUCAUUUGAAGAAACGCCAGUGGAAUCUAAGGCUACUCUUGAUGCAACAAAUACGUCUCUGUCCAAUAUGAGACAAACCAUGACAGACUCGUAUGAAGCUGUUAGCAAAGAGGCAAAAGAAUUACUGAGUUCUUUGCAAAGAUCUCCUAUUGGUGAUAGCCGUGAAGAGAAAGCACGCUCUCGACUUUCUGAUUACACAGACGCAGCUUCGCAUGUCAUGGAUGUUAUUGUUAUUAUGUAUGAGCAAAAUAAACAAUUAAAUAUAUGCUGGGAGAAACAAAAAGUUCGCAAUAACCAGAAAUACAAACUGAGUGUAUUUAAUGAAGAAUGUGUAGAGAUUUUGAAGUUUAUUCGAGGUAAUGGAAAUUCAUUUCUGGCAAAGAAUUCUUGGGUUGGUGACCAACUUGAAUUAGCAGAGGAACUAUUAGCUCAUCAAGAUGAAUUUGAAAAGUCGUUCCAGGAUACAUACCAUAAAGCAAAAAAAUUACUAGAGACUGCCUCUCAAUUGGCUGAAACGAAAGAGUGUGAUCCUAAUGAAAUUAAAUUGAAAGCAUCACAGCUGGAGAUAGAAGUCAAAGCGUUUACAUCAAAAAUAAAAAAGAGAAGAGAGCUUUUAAAGAUGGCUGUUAGUUUUUUUAAAAACACACAAAAGCUAAACAAAGCUACUGACAAACUAAAAGACGAAUUGCACUUAGAAACAGAAAGCAGUGCAGAGCCUCAGAACUUUGACACACAACUUGAGAAACACAGACACGAAUGCGAAGCAACGUUAGAGAAACUUCUUACAACUGUACACGAAGGAGAAAAGCUGAGUGCUGAAUUGUUGCAUGAAAGUAAGUCGACUAGCAAGGACUCAAAAACUUCAUGGUUUUCAGCUGCAUCCAAUUCGCCCGGACAAUCUAGACUAGCAGUUGAACUUUAUUUAAAAGAAUUAAAUCAUAAUAGACAAAAUUUAGAAAAACUCUGGCGAGGUAGACAGCAGAAAUUGGAUUAUUGGGUCAAAGUGAAACAUUAUGAACGUGAUACAAACACACUGUACCUAGAUGUAAAUAAAUGGAAUUCAUCAUGGCAGAAGAAAGAGUUAUCAUCUGAUGUAACCAAAGCAGUGACCAUGGUAGAAAGAUUUGAAAAUGAAUUCAAUGAAAUAUCAGAACGUUUUUGUGCUUUGUUGCAUGAAGGGAAAGAACUUGAACAUUUGUUGGUGACAUGUGGUAUUGAGGUUGUUAUAACAUCACAAAACAACAUUAAACUAGAUAGUGUAGCACAUGUUGGUGCAGUAUUACAUAAGCUACAGUUGGAGUAUGACGUUAUUAAAAAAAUAUUCCAUAAACUUAAAGUGAAAUAUGAUUUUUCUAUCAAGCAGAGAAAACUGGAAGCAGAUGCAAAGAAAGUGUCUAGUUGGGUUCGCCAUGGAGAAACUAUUUUACAAGCUUCACAGGAUGCAGGAUCUUCAAUGUUUGAAGCGGAAGCCAUAUUGCGAGAGUAUGAACGAUUUCAUGUGGCAAUUGAGACUACACGACUAGGGGUUAUGGAUAUUCGUGAAAGUGCUAAUAAGCUGAUCAGAGAGGGACAUCCUGAUCAUAUCACCAUCGAAAAUGUAGCAGCUGCUGUAGAAUCAAAAUGGCAACUGUUAAUGAAACAUGCGGAAGAAAGACGUGGUGUUGUGUUCUCGUCAUACAAUUUUUACAGGGCAGCUGAUCAGGUUGGGAAGCUAUUAGAUAAGUUUAGUAAGGACUGCAAAUCAGAUGAGGAUCCCUGUGAGAAAUUUGCUGAUUAUGAACUCAAAUUUAAACGUGAAAAAAUUGAAGCAUUGAUUAAGAAAUCUGAGCCAGAGAAGAAAGCAGUAGAAGAUGGAUGUUUGAAGGUGAAAGAGAGCUCUGAGGAAUUCUUAAGGCGUGUUUUGCCGAAGGGAGAUGGUACUACCACACCUGUGAUUGAUGGUGCUAUUGGAAGACUUGAAAUUACUGUGAACGACCUUGUUGAACAGGUUACCAGUCAGGAAGCUUUUGUGUUAAAGCAAAUACAACUGCGAAAGACUGUGUUGGCAGGAUGUGCUGAGAUGGUAUGGUUUGAAGAAAACGUCCAAGAGACUCUCCAGUUGAUAACUGAACAGGGAACUGUUGUAAGUGAUGGUUUUAAAACACUCGAUAAAGAAAAACAAGAUGAGGGGGAGAAAGAGACUUACCUGCAAAAACAAGAAGAAUAUAAAACAAUAUUCCAAGAGAUUCGUGAGAAAGUGAAGCAGCUUCUUAAAGAGGCUUCCGACUUGGUUGGACGGCUGCAUUUCCAUCGUGCAAAAAUUAGCGAGCUGGCAACAUCUAUAGACAUGCGCUAUAAAGAUUUAGCCUGUCAUAUGAAGCAGUAUCGCGAAUCACUGGAAAUAAAGCUUGGCUGUACUGUUCCUGAAGUUGAGGAUGAAGGAGAAUGGCCCUGCAUAUCGGCGUUUCAACCUUCUGACAUCAAAGCCGUUACAAGAAGAGAUGUGUCAAAUGAUAGUGGUAUUCAUGAAAUGACAGAAGAAAAAAGGCGAUCUGUGAAAAGAAUCGAAUUCAUCAUUAAAGAGUUAGUCCAAACAGAAAAAGCUUACGUGGACGACCUUAAAUGUUGCAUUGACAAUUUUCUAACUCCAAUGUACAAUAAUCCCGACCUUCCGCAAGCGUUAGUUGGACGCGAAGAUGUUAUUUUUGGAAAUAUCGAGUUGAUCUACCAGUUUCACAGCGAUGUAUUUUUCCGGGAAUUGUCGAAAUACGAAAAUGCUGCUGAAAACGUCGGCCAAUGUUUUACGGACUGGGCGGAGAAAUUUCACAUGUACGUCGAAUUUUGCGCCAACAAACCAGAUUCAAACACACUGUUGAUCGAACACGGAGAAAACUUUUUCGAAGAUUUACAAUUAAAAAAGAAUCUUGGACUCUCUAUCGCAGCGUAUUUAAUCAAACCUGUGCAAAGGAUAACGAAAUAUCAACUCCUCCUAAAGGAUUUGUUGUCUUGUUGCGAUGAUGCAAACAACACUCUUCAGGCUGGAUUGGACGUGAUGUUGGACGUCCCACGAAGAGCUAACGAUGCCAUGUAUUUGUGUUUAAUCAGAGGAUUUAACGAGGGAAGUCUUGAGGCCCUUGGAAAGAUUUUGCUUCAAGAUUCAUUCACAGUUUGGGAUACGAAACACAUCUUAAAGAAGGGAAAAGAACGACACGUGUUUCUGUUCGAACAAGCUGUCCUUCUUUGCAAAGAAGUUAAAGACAUUGACGGGAAAUGCAUGUUCGAGUACAAGUAUAAACUAAAGACCAGCGAGAUGGGAAUCACGGAACAUAUUGCUGAGGAUAAAUGUAAGUUCGCCAUAUGGACUGGUGCGCCGCCGUUUACGGAAGAGAAACGUGUUAUAAAGGCUAACUCAGAGGAAGUAAAACAGAUGUGGGUGAGAGAAGUACGCGAGUUGACGCAACAAUUUCAGUUCGGAUUAAUCACAGCACAAACUUCGUUCUACCCUUCAUCUCCAAGACGAAAAGGUGGACGCAAAUGCACAAGUCAGGCUGACCUCAGCAUGACGUCAGAUUCAAGUUUUCUAAACGAUCGCCAAUCUGUAGACUACGAGACAGCUACAGUUUGUAGUCGUACAUCGUUCGAUAACUAUCCCCGUGACGGUUACGUCGUCACUGAAAAUUACACGUCGAAAGGUGCGAAUGAGUUGUCUUUGACGAAAGGCCAAUGUGUUGAAGUGUUAAGCCGCCCUCCUGGUAGUCGUAGUUGGCGGGUCCGUGUUUUAGAUGGAUUAGAACAAGACAUGGAGGGACUCGUUCCUCAUUUGAUGCUUCGUAAAAUUGAGGAUUCUCCGCUGCGAGGGAAACGUUUGUCAGUGGAAACGCUGAACAGUCAAAGCAGCGAAGAUUCUUUCCAAACUGAAAGUCCAAAAGGUUCGACUCAUUCCGUGUCAGGAAGAACGUCACCAAAAUCACGUCGUCGUGCGAAAUCGGUGAAUUUAUCUAGCACACUAAAAAUGAAAACUUGGUCACGUGGCACUGCAAGAAAAUACGGAACGUUGCAAAAACCUCCACUACCUACUACACCUAUCAGAUCUAAAGGCAUCUCCGGUGGAGGGUCUAGAAAAUUACAGGCUCUUCUUGGGGCUCCUGAGAGCGACAUCGAUCUGUUGAUCAGACCUAGCGAUGGCAAAUACGCGACGCUCGGUCGAUCUGCUUCGAAAAAUACGGAAAGAGUAAAAUUUUUGACGUCUUUUGAACCUGAAGAUGCCGGUUUUCAAGAAGGUGAUUUAGACUCCGACCCAGACUCAAUUAGCGAUUCUAGCGACGCGUUGAAUGGAAGCACGAAAGACAUUGACGUCGAGGGUCGAUCGCUCACGAAAAGAAUGGAGGUGUUGAAUGAAUUAAUACAAUCAGAGACUGAGUAUAUCCGAGAUUUGGAGAUUCUAGUUCAUACUUACCUUCCAAGCAUGAUCAAAAGUGAUCUUCCAACUGAUUUGAAGUCAAAAGAGAAAGUUAUUUUCGGAAACUUACCAAAUCUCUUAACCUUUCACAAAAACAGUCUGCUCAAAGACCUGCAGAAAUGCAUCAAUUCGCCAGAAAAGCUUGGCUCUGUCUUCCUAAAAGCUGAGAAGAAAUUUGAAUUGUACAUUCAUUAUUGUGCUAACAAACCCAGAUCGGCAGCGUUAAUUGAUGGCUUUUUGGGAACGUUCUUCAACGAGUUUUCAAACACUAUGCAACCUAAGAUCGAUAUCAGCGAAUACUUGAUGAAGCCUGUACAGCGGAUCAUGAAGUACCACGCGAUGUUGAAAGAUUUUAUGAAGUAUUCAGCCAGAGCUGGAUUGAAAGUGGAUCAAUUGACAAAAGCAAUACACGUAAUGCAGGUGAUUCCCAAAAAAGCUGAUGAUGUCAUGAAUGUUGGCUUACUUGAAGGAUUCACUGGUAACUUGAAUAAUCAAGGCAAACUUCUCGUUCAAGACUCCCUGUAUGUCGGCAAUGCAAAAACGCAAGAACCACCAGUGGACAGAAGAGUCUUUCUCUUUGAGAAGCUUUUGAUAUUUAGUGAACCAUUCGAACGAAAAUCAAGUUUAACUUUUCUCAUAUUCAGACACAGUGUCCAGACGCACACGAUGGGUUUGACAGCUAACUAUGACGAUGACCCUUGCAAAUUUGCAGUUUGGAGUAAACGCGACAGCGGAAGUUCGGAAAUCUACGUCAUGACUGCCCGUUCAGCUCCACUUAAGAAAACCUGGAUUGAUGCUAUUCACCGGAUUAUCGAAGAUCAGUACGAAGAAGCCAAAGACUUGCCGGACGAUAUUAGACAAUUAUUAUUGGAAUAUGAAGAAGCUUAUGGCACGUAUCAUGUAGCGCAUAGUGACCAGUCUUCCGAUGGCGUAUCAAAUGUACUUGCGAAUGGAAACUCUACAGUCGAUAGCAUGGGUCAAAUCACACCAGCGAAUCAGUCGUUAGAUCCAAUGUUAAAACACGUGAAACUUAUUCCAUUAGACCAGGCGAAAUCUUUAGAAGAUUUAACUAAACAGACAUUUCCUUUGCGGGAAAGCUAUACUGUGACAGAAAACUAUAACACACAAAUGUUGGACCAUAUGUCGGUGCAAAAAGGCGACAUCGUGUUUCGGCUUCAUCGGGAAAAGAAGAGUUCGCAGUUUUUUUUGAUGAAGAGUGCAUCAAAAGAAAACUCUGGCUUGGUACCGUCAAAAAUUUUGAAAAAGUCAAGCGAUAUUAAAAAUAACGAUGAAAAAUCCGAUUCGAAAUUACGUCGCACGUCUAGUUUCGGCAACAACGAGAAAUCGAAAAAAGAUCGUUCGAAACGUUCCAAAACAAUGACCAUAAAGCUUGCAAGGUUGCCAUGGUGCCAGUUUCUGCUCCAUGAUCCAUUCGCAAGUAGGCAGGAAGGUUCCACAAACUUGCUGAGAACAGCAUCUUUAAGACGGAAGAAAAAAGACAAGGAUAAACACAACUCCACGCCCAAAUCAGUUCUCGACAAACUUCAUCAUCACUGGACGUCAAAUUUCGACUCAUCCGAUGACGAGGUAAAAGCGUCGGAAAGUUUAGACCGAAUCCUCACACGUGACCCAAAAACGACUUUUGAGGUCUCUCCUGAAUUUAAAAUUUUGCCGCGCGAUGUGACGGUGGAAGCUGCAUCGCAAGUUAAACUGACGUGCACUGUUGUGUCUAACCCACCACCCCGUAUCACGUGGUCUAAAAACGACGAAACUGAACUUAUAUCGAACCAUAAAUACAAUAUUAAUUUUGAAAACCAUUUAUGUACAUUUGAAAUAUUACACACCGAACCAUCAGAUACCGACACUUACACAGUGACGGCGACGAACUCGCUAGGUAGUGCAUCAUGCUCGGCGAAAGUUGUCGUCGAAGGUGAAUGCAAACUGGGGGUACCGUCGAAACCUUAUGCAACUGAAAUAACAUCAACAUCGAUUUCGUUGGCAUGGCAACCGCCAAUAGAUAGCCAAUUAGUACCCGUGCAUGCGUAUUCCGUGCAAUACCAGGAAGCGGAUUCUUCUAACUGGCAGGUGGUGAUACCUGUGUGUCAUGACACCAGUGCGGUUAUUGAUGAUUUGACACCCGGUAGAAAAUAUCAAUUUCGAGUGAGUGCGAACAAUGAUGUUGGGCUAAGCGAGACAAGCAAAGAUUCGGAUACAUAUGUAUUGUCUGAAAACACAGAACUGAGUCAACCAGCUUCAAAUCCUUACGAAAUACAUUGGCGAGAGAAUAUUGAAGAACACUAUAAUAUUUGUGGAGAACUAGGUAGAGGUCGCUUUUCUAUAGUAAAAAGAUGCGUUGAAAAAAGUUCUAAUAAAGAAUAUGCGGCGAAAAUUGUUCGACGUCGUAUGUUGUCGAAAGAAGUUGUCGAAAGUGAGGUCGCAAUUUUACAGAUGCUGAAUCAUCCGUCUAUUGUAUCUGUACAUGAAAUUUACGACGCGCCCAAAGGUCUGGUUAUUGUAGAACAACUAUUGGCUGGCGGUCGUCUGUUUGAUCACGUCGUAAUCAUGGACUUACUGACGGAAGAGAUCGCAAUACAUCACGUUCGGGAACUCCUUCUUGCUAUACAGUACAUUCACAGUCUUAGCAUCGCGCAUCUUGACAUUAAGCCGGAAAAUAUUCUACUCACUGGAGGUGAUGAACCCAAGGUCGUUUUGUCAGAUUUUGGGGAAGCUAUUCGUCUUCGAUCGGUGCCGUACGCGCACGAGUUGUCUGGUAAUCCAGAAUUUGCAGCUCCAGAAAUCGUUGCUGGUGAUACCGUAAGUUUAGCGACCGACAUGUGGAGUGUUGGAGUUGUCGUGUACGUUUUGUUAAGCGGUGUGUCGCCGUUUUAUUCGGACAAUCGUGAUCGAGCAUGCGCAAACGUGACUGAAAUACGUUACAGAUUUCCGGAAGAUUUCUUUUUAGAUAUAUCUGAUGAAGCCAAAGACUUUAUUGAAGAAUUAUUAAUACGUGAUCAGGCGCACAGACCUGACGCAAGCGAAUGUUUAAAAUUAGACUGGAUAAAAAUGGUCGAGCCUACUACUAAAGUUCAGGCACCGAAAAAUAGAAUUAGUUUGUCUCGAUUAGCUGCUUUCAACGCCCGAAGAAGAUAUCAAUACGAAAGUUCAUCGGGCUCCUCUUCCGUCACCUCUUCACAACUUUUAUCGCCGGACAAAAAAACGUUAUCCGGAAGUCGUAGAUGACAAAACUCUUUUAAUUAUUUUAUUUUUAAUUUUAUAUUACGUUGAAUUUAUUGAUGCUUUUACUUUUUCGUACAACGCAUUUCGAUCUCAUUCGUGUUUUUAUCUUGUGUAUUUAAGAUAUUUUAAUCUGAAAAGGUCUUAAAGUUAACAGAAGAGUGCGAAUAUAGUUUUUUUGAUUAUAAGGACAGGACUAAUCUAAUUCAAGUUGUCUGGUUUACUAAAAAUCCACGACUUAAGUUUUUUUUAUUUAACCCGUGUUUUUAUUUGUACAUAAGAGUUUGUAACUGAAUUUUUGUUUCAAACGUUUUGUGUUUACUUAGUGCUGUUGUUGUAUAGAAAAAUUUACCUUUUUUUCGUUUUGUUCGUAGGUGAUAAAAUGAAAAUAAAUAACAUUUUAAAAUAA
Hydractinia symbiolongicarpus is the source of this 9580-nucleotide messenger RNA. RefSeq names its product triple functional domain protein-like. The record is from RefSeq and is a predicted model, not a curated record. Gene Ontology annotation, cellular component: cytoplasm. The coding region runs from base 160 to 9177 and encodes 3005 amino acids. The transcript has 49 exons. NCBI's taxonomy places the organism in Eukaryota, Metazoa, Cnidaria, Hydrozoa, Anthoathecata, Hydractiniidae. Gene Ontology annotation, molecular function: ATP binding; protein binding; protein kinase activity. Gene Ontology annotation, biological process: protein phosphorylation; axon guidance.